GCAGGCCUUUGUCGUCAGGGGGGCUAAUCGCUAUUACCCUUUGUCUCUUCUUUCGUUUUCAUUCAUCCGAUCACAUCAAAUUUUCUUUUUUCUUUUUCAAUUAAUUUUUGGUUGUGGCGAAAUUGCUAAUACCUCUAGCACUGCAAUCAUGGUUCCCCUUGAACCGUGGUGAACUUGGAAGAUUCCACAAACAAUAUUUGGUUUGGUUUCUCCAUGGCCACUGCUCCUUCUGCUUACCCAUUUGGAGUCCCUUACCACUCCCACGUUGGAACAGUGGAUUGCAUAACUUCCCAGUUUCCCCUUCACCUUCACCUUUCAACCACUCCCCUGUGCGCACGUUCUACUUCUAAGGGAUUAAUUGAUCGAGUAUGUGCACAACCUGAUGAUGGUUUCCACUGGGACGAAGUUCCAACACCCAUUCUUGACAUGGUUGAAAACCCUCUUUGCUUGAAGAACUUAUCUCUUAAGGAACUGAAACAACUAGCAGUUGAAAUCCGUUCGGAUUUGUUUUCGAUCAUGUCAGGUACACAAAUAUCACUGAAAGCAAGUAUGGCAGUGGUGGAGCUGACAGUUGCAAUACAUCACGUUUUUCAUGCUCCAGUAGACAAGAUAUUGUGGGAUGUUGGGGAUCAAACAUAUGUGCAUAAAAUUCUUACAGGAAGGCGAUCCCUCAUGAACACAAUGAGACAAAAGAAUGGCCUUUCUGGUUUUACUUCCCGAUUUGAGAGUGAAUAUGAUGCAUUUGGUGCUGGUCAUGGAUGCAACAGUAUUUCUGCUGGACUUGGCAUGGCAGUGGCACGGGAUAUUAAAGGGAGGCGAGAACGUGUCGUUGCAGUUAUCAGCAAUUGGACAACUAUGGCUGGUCAGGUGUACGAGGCAAUGAGCAAUGCAGGAUAUUUGGACUCAAAUAUGGUGGUGAUUUUGAAUGAUAGCCGUCACUCUUUACUACCAAAACUUGAAGAGGGUCCGAAGACAUCUGUCAGUGCCCUAUCUAGUACCCUGAGCAAGCUCCAGUCCAGUCAGUCUUUCCGAAGAUUUAGGGAAGCUGCUAAGGGUGUUACAAAACGAAUUGGGAGAGGUAUGCAUGAGUUGGCAGCUAAAGUUGAUGAAUAUGCUCGUGGUAUGAUGGGUCCACUUGGUUCUACACUUUUUGAAGAGCUUGGGUUGUAUUACAUAGGCCCUGUAGAUGGACACAAUAUUGAAGAUCUAAUAUGUGUUCUGCAAGAAGUUGCUUUGCUUGAUUCAAUGGGAUCUGUCUUGGUUCAUGUGAUAACUGAUGAAAAUCAAGCUAACAAAAAUAGUCAGAAAAAUGAUAUAACAGACAGGCAGCAGGAUGAUUCUGUUAAAUCUGAAUCCUUAGAUAAGGCUGCUCGAACUCAAACAUACGAUGAUUGCUUUGUGGAGACUUUGGUUGCAGAAGCUGAGAAGGACAAAGAUAUUGUGGUUGUUCAUGCAGGAAUAACGAUGGAGCCAUCACUUGAACUGUUUCGGCAAAAAUUUCCAGAUAGGUUUUUUGAUGUGGGAAUGGCUGAGCAACAUGCAGUCACAUUUUCUUCUGGCCUGUCAUGUGGUGGAUUGAAGCCAUUUUGCAUUAUACCUUCUUCCUUUCUACAAAGAGCCUAUGACCAGGUGGUACAUGACGUUGAUCAACAAAAAAUUCCAGUGCGUUUUGUCAUUACAAGUGCAGGAUUGGUAGGUUCUGAUGGUCCCCUCCAAUGUGGAGCAUUUGAUAUAACCUUUAUGUCAUGCUUACCAAACAUGAUUGUCAUGGCGCCUUCUGAUGAGGUUGAGCUCAUGCACAUGGUAGCUACUGCUACUUGUAUCAACGAUCGGCCAGUCUGCUUUCGGUAUCCAAGGGGUGUCCUGGUUGGGGAAGACCGCACUGUAGGUGAUGGAAUCCCCAUCAAGAUUGGAAGAGGAAGAGUUCUUAUUGAAGGUAAAGACGUUGCUUUACUAGGAUAUGGGACGAUGGUUCAGAACUGCCUUAAUGCUCAUUCACUUCUUGCUAAGCUUGGUGUUGAGGUGACCGUUGCUGAUGCAAGGUUCUGCAAGCCGCUUGACAUCAAGCUUCUGAGGCAGCUUUGUAAACACCAUUCUUUCCUAAUUACUGUUGAGGAAGGAUCUAUUGGAGGGUUUGGUUCCCAUGUUGCUCAGUUUAUUGCACUUGAUGGACUGCUAGAUGGAAGAAUUAAGUGGCGACCAAUUGUAUUACCAGACAGUUAUAUUCAGCAUGCAUCACCAAAUGAACAGCUUGACCAAGCAGGGUUGACUGGACAUCACAUUGCUGCCACAGCUUUGAGUUUGCUUGGCCGUACCCGUGAAGCUCUCCUAUUUAUGUGUCCCUAACUUGCAUAGGAGAAUCGAGAAUGCAAAGGGUUAUAUAACUUAUAUUAGGUUUAAUGAUAAUCUCUUUUUGUACUAUUGUACAGUUCAGCUUUACUUGUCCGGUCAUGAAUGCCAUUUUAUUUGUAUAGAACUGAUGCCAAUUAGAAAGAGAAGCUAGUAUUUACUGUGGUAGUCUAAUAAAUCAAAAUCUAUGAUC
Molecule: messenger RNA, 2542 nt
Organism: Abrus precatorius (Indian licorice)
Lineage: Eukaryota; Viridiplantae; Streptophyta; Magnoliopsida; Fabales; Fabaceae
Product: probable 1-deoxy-D-xylulose-5-phosphate synthase, chloroplastic
Exons: 10
Coding region: 214-2346 (710 amino acids)
Biological process (GO): terpenoid biosynthetic process
Molecular function (GO): 1-deoxy-D-xylulose-5-phosphate synthase activity
Source: RefSeq, a predicted model, not a curated record